AUGACCACAGCCAUUUCCGCUGCGUCUUCCUGGUCUUCACUACAAGCAAAAGUCACAAUGCCUAGAUCAAGAUCAAAGACGCGUUCUAUAUGGAGCACGGAGGAAUUUGAUGUUACAUCUAAACCGAGUAAUCAAUACGUAAUGCUAGAUAGUAACAAGAAGCAGCAAGAGACUAAAGACAUGGAACGUAUAAUUCACGAUAUUGAAACACAGCGACGAUACCGCACAAUGGGAACUCGAUCAAAAAUUGGUUUAAAACGGCAGGAAGAUGUAAAUGUAUUUGGUAGUAAAGAUCUCUCACCUCAACGAGAAAAACUUUAUACAUUUGAACUGGACAAAAGUCUGCGUAUCAAUCGACGAAAAGGUGAUAAUGCUGAUGUCUCCGAAUCUUUUCAAGACCAAGUGCUAGCAGAAUUACAGAAAAUGAAGGAUUCCCAACGCCUUGAAUUUGAAGCUCUUGAGAGACUACAACGCGAAAAAGACGCAGCUGAGCACAAAGCACGUCGGUUAGAGCAACAACUGCAAAAACACGAACGUCAAGAAUCUUUAAAGAAGGACAAAUCAUUAUACAGGUCGGAAUCACGAAAGUUCAAGACACGAAACGAAUUUACUAUUGACCAAGAGAGUAGCGUAACCAAAUCUCCAAAUUGGAGGGAUAUGACCAUGUCACCUCCACCGUAUUUUUCCGCUGCUUCGCCUGCUACGUCACCAUUUAAACGCAGCGCUUGGCCAGCAUGGACUGGGGAUGAAUCAUUUCCUUCCAAACCGCGUUCAGAGCCACCAGAUUCUAGCUCACCCAUUGAGACGAAAAGUCUGUCUCGGCGUUCUCAUUCUCGUAACAAAGCGCGUAGUUCAUCAAUUGGAAGGACAUUGAAGGACAGUCAAGAAGUGCGACGAUCAUGUGCGUUCUUUGUAGAAAAAGCUUGUGCUCAUGCAGAGAGUGAACAGCUCAAGAAAGAAAGAGCUAAGCGAUUAGAACGAGCCCAACACGCUGUACCACCUCGAAGGUUAUUGGAACGACAAGUUCUGGCACAAGAGCGAAAGUCGCAACAAUCGAGAGAUCACGAACGCCAACUAGCUUCUCGAAUGAAACAAACAAAGGCACGUCAAGUGCCUGAAACAACAUAUUUGAGUGUGAAUAUGAAAGAGGAGGAAGAGAAGCGCAAAGAGCGCAUUCGUCUUCGUGCCGAGGAUAUGAUGCGAUCUGCAGAAUUACCACCACGUCUGGCACGAAGCAAAAACAAUGAAAGUGUCUUAGACCAUCAAAAGAUUCGUCGUAAGUUACAGGCUGCGUCUGAGGAAGAAGCGAGACAUCGAAGACAACGUUCAAAAUCCGUGCCUGACUUUGACAAGCUUCAUUUUGAAUGGAAAGAAGCUUUAAAAAAGCGACGAAAUGGCGAUAAGCAAACAACAAAGAGUGACGAGUUCUUUACGUCGCGUGUUGCAACGCUCUUGGAACUUCAAGAUAAGAAGAAAGCACGUAAAUUACGAUUACAAGCAAAGCAAGAUGCGAUUCAGCAACAUGUCCAACGAGCACGUGAUAAAUUACUUGCAAGAACUCGUGCGUCGAAGCUUGCAAGUCAAUCAAAAUCUACAAAAACUGAGAUUCUUCGAGCGCAAAAAAAGCGAAUUGAAGCUUUAAAACACGAGAAAGAACGAGAACGUCAAGAACGAGAAGCUGAAGUUCGAGAACGACGACGUGAAGAAAUAAAUCGUCGAAUUCGGUCACAAGUUCAACGUUUAGAACGAAUUCGAAGGAAUGAGUUUGCUGGUACAAUUGUCGAUGUGACUGAUCUCGAUAAAAUUGCAAAACAAAAGGCACGGGAUCAACGGCAACAAUUUAAAGAAGCCAUUGCUCGCAAUAAAGAAAAGCUUCUUGCAGCAACAGCUACUCGUCCAAGUCUAAUGGAGCGAUUUAGCACUGAUGUAAAACGUGAGACACAUCGUCGUGCAGCUCUUGAAGCGGUUGUUAAGAGUGUUUUUCAAAAGGAUUUUUCAACGUUAAAGGACGUCUUAACAGACGAUGAACAUGAAGUCGCUUGUGCAAUGAUUGCUGCUGAUAGAUUCUGA
Messenger RNA from Plasmopara halstedii, 2070 nucleotides. RefSeq lists its product as uncharacterized. Lineage: Eukaryota; Oomycota; Peronosporomycetes; Peronosporales; Peronosporaceae. The record is from RefSeq and is a predicted model, not a curated record. The transcript has 5 exons. Bases 1 to 2070 code for a protein of 689 amino acids.